Molecule: messenger RNA, 3373 nt
Organism: Tripterygium wilfordii
Lineage: Eukaryota; Viridiplantae; Streptophyta; Magnoliopsida; Celastrales; Celastraceae
Product: kinesin-like protein NACK2
Exons: 16
Coding region: 399-3251 (950 amino acids)
Biological process (GO): microtubule-based movement
Molecular function (GO): ATP binding; microtubule motor activity; microtubule binding
Source: RefSeq, a predicted model, not a curated record
GUUAACUCUCUCUCUCUUUCUCUAUGCUUCAACCUGACGAAUAUUCUUUAUCGCUAUCGUUUUGACGGAAAGAAUUUUAGAACCCUAAUUGAUCCUCACACGAUUUCUGGUGACUGCUUGGUCUUCGUCUCUUGCUGCAUUCUCCGGUGGUCUUGAAGAACUCACUCGCUUCUCUUCCUCGGUCUGGUUUUAACUCAAACUCGAAGAUUCGAUUUGUCCUUUUUAGUUUAAUUUUUCGCGUUCUUUUCAGUUGCUGGCUCUGGCUCUCUCUCCUGAAUCUGCCACGCCAGGGUUUCUCUACAAAACAAAAAAAAAGGGGGGGGAUUUAAAACGAAGAAGGCAGGGAUAAUAAAUGUCUUGAUUUAGCUGCCAAAUUGGGAAUAGCUGGUCUAGAAAGGAUGGUUGGGAACCCAGCCACACCCAUAUCUAAGAUGCAGAGGACUCUGUCAUCCACUCCAGGAGGUACAAAGGUCAGUGAAGAGAAGAUACUAGUCACUGUGCGUGUCAGGCCAUUAAGCCGGAGAGAACAAGCAUUGUAUGAUCUUAUAGCUUGGGACUCCCCAGAUGACCAAACUAUUAUUUUCAAGAAUCCCAAUCAGGAGCGCCUGGCAGCUGCAUAUACCUUUGAUAAAGUUUUUGACUCAAUAUCUUCGACUCAAAAAGUUUAUGAAGAAGGGGCUAAGGAUGUUGCUCUUUCGGCCCUUAUGGGAAUCAACGCAACAAUCUUUGCAUAUGGACAGACUAGCAGCGGUAAGACAUUUACCAUGAGAGGGAUCACUGAAAAUGCUAUAAAAGAUAUCUAUGAGCACAUUCAAAAAACCCAUGAGAGAGAAUUUGUAUUGAAGUUUUCUGCUUUGGAGAUCUAUAAUGAGACUGUUGUAGACCUUUUGAAUCGUGAAUCUAGUUCACUCCGGCUUUUGGACGACCCUGAGAGAGGAACCAUUGUGGAAAAGUUGGUUGAGGAAGUUGUCAAGGACAGCCAGCACCUCAGGCAUUUAAUUGGUAUUUGUGAAGCUCAAAGACAAGUAGGAGAAACUUCUCUAAAUGAUAAAAGCUCAAGAUCACAUCAGAUAAUCCGACUGACUAUUCAGAGUAGUCUCCGGGAAAAUACAGGGUGUUUGAAAUCGUUUUUAGCAAGUUUGAAUCUUGUGGACCUUGCUGGAAGUGAACGUGCAUCUCAAACAAACGCAGAUGGUACGAGAUUGAAGGAAGGCAGCCAUAUAAAUCGUAGCUUGUUAACACUUACAACAGUUAUUAGAAAACUAAGUGGUGGAAAAAGGAGCAGUCACAUUCCGUACAGAGAUUCCAAACUUACAAGAAUAUUACAGACCUCACUUGGUGGUAACGCGCGAACAGCAAUUAUAUGUACUAUGAGUCCAGCAUUAAGUCAUGUGGAGCAAACGAAGAAUACGCUGUCAUUUGCAACCAGUGCAAAGGAAGUUACAAACAGUGCACGAGUGAACAUGGUUGUGGCCGACAAGACUUUAGUCAAGCAUUUGCAAAAGGAGGUGGCCAGACUUGAAGCAGAGCUACGAAGUCCAGAACCUUCUUCAUCAUCAUGUCUAAGGUCUUUACUAACCGAAAAGGACUUGAAAAUUCAGCAGAUGGAGAAGGAAAUAAAUGAGCUGAAGCGCCAGAGAGACCUUGCAGAAGCUCAACUUGAACAAGAAAGGAAAGGGUACAAGGAGCAGAAGGUGUUAAACCAAUCAGGGCCUUCCCACCAAGUAGUUAGGUGUCUUUCUUUUCCAUUCGAGGAUGAAUCAGUUUUGGGUACAAGUACUGCCGAAACUGGGCAAAGGAAUGCUGUUGGAAGGCAGGUGAUUUUGAGGCAGUCAGUUACCUCUGCAGAUCCAUCCAUGCUUGUUCAUGAAAUUCGUAAGCUUGAGCAGCACCAAAGACAGCUAGGGGAGGAAGCAAACCGAGCACUUGAAGUACUUCACAAGGAGAUUUCUUCUCACAGACUGGGAAGCCAAGGGGCUGCUUUAACCAUAGCAAAGCUGAUGUCUGAAAUUAAGGACAUGCAAGUGGUUUGCUCUAUUCCUGAAGAGGUGGUAGUUGGAGACAAGGCCAACUUGAAGGAAGAACUCACUCGAUUGAACUCUCAAGAAAGUACCAUUGCAUCUUUAGAAAGAAAGCUUGAUAAUGUUCAAAAAUCAAUUGACGUAUUGGUUGGUUCCUUUUCUGGAAGCGAAGAAACUCCAGAGUUUAAGACCCAAGUGAAGAAGAAGAAGAAAAAAAUACUUCCUUUUGCAUUGAGCAGCAACGCUAACAUGCAAAAUAUUAUUUGGUCCCCAUGCUCACCUCUGCCCCCAUCUCAGAACAGAACGGAUAAUGAAAUUGAGAACAGGGUGCCUGAUAAUAAUGUUACAGCGUCUAGUGGCAACACAAUGUCCAGGCCUUGUGCCACUACUCCACCAAAGAGUGAUAGGAAUAGCGUCUCAUCAAGGGAGGGAACUCCAGCUUCGCAACAACCAAAUUCAAUUGAUGUAAAGAAAAUGCAGAGGAUGUUCAAGAAUGCUGCCGAGGAGAACAUACGGAGCAUCAGAACUUAUGUUACCGAGUUAAAGGAACGAGUAGCAAAGCUGCAAUACCAAAAGCAGCUUCUGGUUUGCCAGGUACUGGAGAUGGAAGCUAACGAGACAGCAAACGACGAGAUGGAUGUUAGCCAUCAAUCUUCCAUGCCAUGGCACUUAGUUUUUGAGGAUCAGAGGAAACAAAUUAUUAUGCUAUGGCAUUUGUGCCAUGUAUCAAUUAUACAUCGUACACAAUUUUAUUUGUUAUUUAGAGGAGAUCCCGCUGAUCAGAUAUACAUGGAAGUUGAACUCAGAAGGUUGACUUGGUUAGAACAACAUCUGGCAGAGCUUGGAAAUGCAAGCCCAGCUCUCCUAGGCGAUGAUCCGGCAAACUCUGUGUCAUCGAGCAUCAAGGCUCUUAAACAAGAGAGGGAAUACUUGGCAAAGAGAGUGAGCUCAAAACUAACAGCAGAGGAAAGAGAGAUGCUUUAUGCAAAAUGGGAAAUCCCACCAGUUGGCAAGCAGAGAAGAUUGCAACUGCUGAACAAAUUGUGGACUGACCCACUUAACAUGCAGAAUGUAGAGGAGAGUGCUGCAAUCGUGGCGAAGCUCGUAGGAUUUUGUGAAUCUGGGGAGCAUGUUAGCAAGGAGAUGUUUGAGCUGAACUUUGUUAACCCUUGUGAUAAGAAAACAUGGAUGGGAUGGAACUUGAUCUCAAAUCUCGUACAUUAUCUAUAAGUAAGAAACUUUGCAGUUCCACUUCUACUUAUUCUAUGACAAUAAUCCAUGAGACCAUGAGCAUAUUUUGACAGCAACAUGUCUACAGUAAUAAAACCAGUAGCAUAUGCAGCAGUAAGUUA